Messenger RNA from Cylindrotheca closterium, 1971 nucleotides. The record is from the annotation of a GenBank genome assembly. Lineage: Eukaryota; Bacillariophyta; Bacillariophyceae; Bacillariales; Bacillariaceae.
AUGGUGGAAAAACAAAGUUCAUGGGAUGAGCAUGCGUCCCGUCUAAAGGAACGGGGAUGGGCUCAGUCAAGGCACGAAAUAUCGCCCAUUGAAGCUCAACUGGUUACCAGCAGCUCUGCUCGUGAACAAGCUGAUCUAUUCAGAUGUGACUCUGGUGAUCACGAUCCUGGUCUAAGACCGGAUGCGCUUGACAUGGUGUUUGAAACUAUCGAAGGAUACAUCUGUGGUCAUGAUGCUCCGAGAGCCCUACAAGGUGAACAGACUAUUGAAUUUGCCGAUCGUGGGCAGGUCCGUGAGUCGGUUUCGGAGGUUUGGUCGCUUCAGAAGCUUGGAGAAGUCCAACAGCGUGGCUCUGUUGCUGAUCGCAUCAAGGCAUUUGAAUCAAGCAGUGUCUCAGCCCCGAGUACUCCUACGCCAAAUAUAGAUCGACCAGCCAUGAGAAGACAAGCUGAGCCAACAAGCACUAGCCCUGUUUCCAGGUGGACGAAACAAACAGGUGCAUCACCUGAAUCUCCCAAAUCCUGGGCGAGACCACAAAUGGAGAAGUCACCUGGCUCUCCUGGCUCUCCCAAUUCCUGGACGAGACCGCCAAUGGAAAAGACACAUGCAUCGCCUGGCUCUCCGCGUUCCUGGAUCAAACCAACAAUGGAGAAGUCACCCGCAACUCCUCGGUCUGAUGUUGCACGGUCCAGUGCCAAAGUGCCGGUCCCACCAAGACAAGCAACCUCCGCGCAUGGGACAAAGUCCGAAAAGAAGCAACCCAUUCCCGCAUGGCCUACCAAGUUAAAGAAUAUUCCUAGGAAGCCUGCUCACCCAGAUGCAAUCGUUGCAAGGAUUCUGAAGGAUUCAAAAAAAGAAUCCAGCGGACUAUCAUUCGUUUCUUAUUUUGAGAAGGAAGGUAUCUACGUGUCCAAGAUUCGAGACACAAGCAAGUUCAAGAAUACCUUUCUCAAGCCUGGAAUGAAAGUCCUCCGCAUCAACGGUGUUCCUUGUCCUGGUCGUGUCAAGAAUGUGAUCAAAAUGCUUAAAGCCGCCAAGAGAGUCAUCGAUAUUGAAGCCAUCAGGGACGAUUCCAUCGCAUUUGUUGCAAGAGAACAGCAAGCUACUGCAAAUGAAGAAACCCACGCAAAGAAGAAUGGUUCAUCUGUGGAGCCAUCGAAGGAAAGGGCUGUCGAGAGCAGAGAGACACAAAAUCACGAUGCAUGCACUGAAGACGAUAUGGGCUUUACUGAUUUGCUAAUGCUCUCGAUGGGGUAUGUCGCCCAGAAACCUCAGGAGGAAAUGCGUCCAAUCGAACGAAAGGACUCUUCUGCAUCCAUCGCUUCUUUGGAUCGAUCCGAAAUCCCAGAAAAGCCAAAGAACAAGAAAGUACAUGCCAUGGUCUUCAAGAAGACCAGAAAGGACAAGAUUGGAAUUUCCUUCGUUUCAUUCAAGAAGAAAAGAGGUGUUUAUGUCUACGAAAUGUACGAAGAUAGCAAGUUUCAACGCACCGGGCUAGAAGUGGGCAUGAAAGUUCUUUCCAUCAACAGGCAACCGUGUCCAGAGCGUGUCAGCGAGACGCUGGCAAUGGUAAAGGACAUCCAAGGCCAUCUCGUCAUUACCGCAGUUGCUCCGUCGGAUGAGAACACAGGGACAGGAGAAGCUCAAGGGGGAGCUCUCAAGUCCAGAAACGAAGCCACUCAACCAAAGGUUCAUUCACUUCAGAAGCUUGGUCGCGAUCAGAGACGCAUCGCACGCGAAGAACCCGAAGUCUCAGAGGGUCAAAUAUUGAAUAAAAGGGAAAGGAGAGAAGUACUUGGCGACUUUUCCUGGAUUGAUGACAAGCAGAGUGAGGAGGCUGAGGAGGAGGCUGAUGAUUUUUCUCAAGACAGCCAGACGACAACUAGCGUUGAAGAAGACGAUAUUGAUGACGACGGCUCGUUCAUAUCUCGAUGGGGGUCCAGCUUGGCUGAGUCUAUCUUUGGCAUUUGA